AGGAAGUACGGUGAGCGGCUAACGUUAGCUUAGCGACCUUUAAUCAUCCAGAACCUGGCUGCGUUUUAACUUUAUAACUAAGUCCCCUGAAGGGACAGAGGUGGGGGUGAACAUGCCGCAGAAAGAUCCGUGUCAAAAGCAAGCAUGUGAGAUUCAAAAGUGUUUACAAGCCAACAAGUACGUGGAGAGCAUGUGUGAGGACGUGAUCCGGGAGAUGCGACGCUGCUGUGAGACUCAGGCCGGAAACUCCAUCUGCUGCUCCGGGUUCCGGCAGACUCGACCCCCGGAGGAGAAGAGGAGUCCCACGUAGCUGCCUCAUGUCACAGACUGGCUCUGUGUGUGUGUUGCUCUCACUCAGCCACUGCUGUUCAAAGUGCCAUCAGGGCUGAAAGAUUACAUCGAGAUAAAUAUUGUCACAUCAGCCGAUAUCGAUAAUCCUCACAAUUUAAAGACUCGUAAGCAUUGUAUCAAUACUUAUUGGUAUUGAUUUAUUGAGCAGCCCUUAUUGCAACUGAUGCAUAAUGUGGAUGAUUAUGAACUCACAGGUGACAUUAUGUGUGACAGGUCAUGUGAGAAAUACACUGGAGCUUUGAUCAGCCACAGUAUGAAUGCAAUCUUUUUUUUUUUUUUAAAUAUUAAGGCACAGUAGAACAGGAAUCAAUGUCAAAUUGACAUUGAGUAUCACAUAAUCUCUGUACAACAAUUAACAAUAUAUAGAGAUAUUGACACCAUAAAAACACUGUGCAUCUCGAUGGGUUAAGAGUAAGAUGUACAGUCUACCUCCUAGGAUGUUUUUCUUAAUUUUUGGACCACAUGAACGUGGUCAUGCGAACAAUACAUUACACAAUUCAAUGAAAAUAACAAUAAUAAUAAAAUUCUAUUAAGUAAUAAUUAAGUAUUAAAGCUGGAGAGAGUGGAAGAAUGUAUGUAAUAUAAAAUUUGUUAGAGCUAUCUUUCACUGAAUAUCUGAUCUUUUCCAGCUUUAGAAGGUAUGAGUGCAAUCUAUAUUAAUGUUAUAGUUUACUUUAGUGUUGUUUAAUAAUGUCGCACCUUUCCGGCACGGUUACAGAACAGAGUUGAACAACAUGACAUCAGCUGUCCAAUGUAGUAUUUAUUUAUUAAAGGGAAGUUUGACUGA
This is a messenger RNA of Limanda limanda (common dab), 1138 nucleotides long. RefSeq names its product C-x(9)-C motif containing 4 homolog (S. cerevisiae) (gene cmc4). Gene Ontology annotation, cellular component: mitochondrial intermembrane space. The transcript has 3 exons. Lineage: Eukaryota; Metazoa; Chordata; Actinopteri; Pleuronectiformes; Pleuronectidae. The record is from RefSeq and is a predicted model, not a curated record. Bases 113 to 310 code for a protein of 65 amino acids.